Messenger RNA from Brenthis ino (lesser marbled fritillary), 540 nucleotides. Lineage: Eukaryota; Metazoa; Arthropoda; Insecta; Lepidoptera; Nymphalidae. The record is from the annotation of a GenBank genome assembly.
AUGAGAUAUUUGACUAAAUUUGUGUUUUUACAAGCUCAAGGCAAAUUAUGCCAAUUCUGUAAAACCAUGACUCACAAAGUAUUUGUGUAUGGUACACUAAAGAGGAACGAACCCAACCACAACUGGCUGACCAAUCCAGAGAAUGGUGUCGGGACUUUCAUAUGUGAAGGAAGAACUAAAGUUAAAUAUCCAUUGAUUAUAGGGACAAAAUAUAACAUACCAUUUUUGUUAUAUAAACCCGGCACUGGAUUUAAUGUCAAAGGUGAAAUCUAUGAAGUAGAUGAAACAAUGCUCGAAAAGUUGGAUAUAUUAGAGGAUCAUCCUAACUUUUAUAUUAGAGAGACGGAUGAAAUUGUUGCUGACAAAGGAUGUUGCGAACCAGAAACUGUAAAGUGCUGGGUGUACUUCCUUAAGAACUUUCGUCCGGAACUGCUCUCGAAGCCAGUGCUAGAAAGCUACUCCGCAUCAGGAGACCACGGGCUGCCCUACUUAGAGAGGUCCAAAAGAGAUCCUAAUGAUAACUUUUAUCCUGAAGUCAAA